CCCAGGCCCCGAGGCAGCCAGGCUGCAGCUGUGGACGUGUCCACCUCCUGGGUGGCUCCAUUGGCGUUGGCCCGCACUGGGGGGCUCGAUUGGCUGCCCAGCUGGCACUGACAUUCCCUGGGAGCCUGGUGGCAGCCGGAGGUAAACAGCCAUGUGCAGUCCCGCACUCUAUAUUUAACAGCUGCCGCAGAGCAAGAGGGGAGGCCGGGAGCAACGGAGGCUCCAGGCUUCCGUCUUUGGAGAGAAGGGCCUCACAGCCAGGCUGGCACCGGCCCUCGCUGGGUGACUGUCACCAUGCCUGCCUCCCAGAGCCGGGCCCGGGCCCGGGACCGCAACAACGUCCUCAACCGGGCCGAGUUCCUGUCCCUGAACCAGCCCCCGAAGGGGGCGCCGGAGCCCCGCAGCUCGGGCAGGAAGGCCUCGGGCCCCUCGACACAGCCCUCAUGCGCUGGCGAUGGGGCCCGCGAGCGGCGCCAGUCUCAGCAGCUGCCCGAGGAGGACUGCAUGCAGCUGAACCCCUCCUUCAAGGGCAUCGCCUUCAACUCCCUGCUGGCCAUUGACAUCUGCAUGUCCAAGCGCCUGGGGGUGUGCGCCGGCCGGGCUGCGUCCUGGGCCAGCGCCCGCUCCAUGGUCAAGCUCAUUGGCAUCACAGGCCACGGCAUCCCCUGGAUCGGGGGUACCAUCCUCUGCCUGGUGAAAAGCAGCACGCUAGCCGGCCAGGAGGUGCUCAUGAACCUACUUCUGGCCCUGCUCCUGGACAUCAUGACAGUGGCUGGCGUGCAGAAGCUCAUCAAGCGGCGUGGCCCGUUUGAGACGAGCCCCAGCCUCCUGGACUACGUCACCAUGGAUAUCUACGCCUUCCCCGCCGGGCACGCCAGCCGCGCGGCCAUGGUAUCCAAGUUCUUCCUCAGCCACCUGGUGCUGGCGGUGCCUCUGCGCGUCUUGCUGGUGCUCUGGGCCCUCUGUGUGGGCCUGUCUCGGGUCAUGAUCGGCCGCCACCACAUCACCGAUGUCCUCUCCGGCUUCGUCAUUGGCUACUUCCAGUUCCGCCUGGUCGAACUGGUCUGGAUGUCCUCCAACACCUGCCAGAUGCUCAUCUCCGCCUGGUGA
Molecule: messenger RNA, 1110 nt
Organism: Lipotes vexillifer (Yangtze River dolphin)
Lineage: Eukaryota; Metazoa; Chordata; Mammalia; Artiodactyla; Lipotidae
Gene: PLPP7
Product: phospholipid phosphatase 7 (inactive)
Exons: 2
Coding region: 295-1110 (271 amino acids)
Cellular component (GO): nuclear envelope
Molecular function (GO): sphingosine-1-phosphate phosphatase activity
Source: RefSeq, a predicted model, not a curated record